AUGGCGGAGACUCACAGCAAGGUCAUCCCGUUACUCGACCUUGACCCUGACUCUGUCGGUGACAUCAUCAACUACUGCUACUUUGGAUCAAUCGACAUCAACCACGACAACGUGCAAAAUCUCAUCAUAACAUCCGGGAUGUUCCAGAUGCUCACUCUCCGAGACAGGUGUGCGAACUACAUGAACAAACACAUCGAUUUGACUAACUGUGUAGAUCUCUACACCUUCGGCGAGUUUCACGACUGCGCGAUCCUAAAAGAAGCAGCCAAAACAUUCAUUUUGCAGCAUUUCCAAAAGCUGGCGCUGGGGGAGCAAAUGGGUAAACUUCCGGUUGAGAGUUUGGUUGACGUCAUCAAGGACGAUGACCUUGACAUUGAAAAUGAAGCGCACGUGUUCGAAGCAGUCAUGAAAUGGAUCAAACAUAAUCCGGAAGAACGCGAGAACUGUCUUUUCAGGCUAAUGGAAGAAGUCCGACUAGUUCACCUUGCGGAUGAAUACAUUGCAGACAUCGUUUGUAAAGAACCACUUGUAGCAAAGAACGCGUUUCUAACCGGACGCAUUGCCAUGGUGAAGUUAUUUAAAUCUACCCAAUCAACUUCAAGUGAACCGGACCUCGAGUUGGCAAACGAUUUUCAACUUAAUGCAAAGCGUCGGCUUGGGAUGUACGCGAGAGAUAUGAUAGUGUUUGCUGGUGGUGGUCGGCCUCCGAGUUGUCGCUCGUUCACGUGUUUUGACCCCGUGACCAAAACCUCGUACCUCGGGCUUGAACCUCAUCCAUCUUUCGAUCACAAAUACAAGAUUGACAACCAUCAGGUCGUAGUGACAGAAGAGAAUCAAAUCUAUUUCCUCGGAGGAAUAUUCUACUCGGAUUAUCACUUCGAAGAUGCUGCGUCUGCGUUUAGUGACGUCAUGAAGUACGAACCAACGACUCACAGCUGGGUGCGUUGCCCCAAUAUGACUACGCCACGCUGUGCCUUUGCUGCAGUUGCAAGGGGUGAAGAUAUUCUAGCUAUUGGUGGAAAGGCGACUUUCCCUGGCGGAAACGCUACGUCAUCAGUCGAGUUCUUUGACGCUGAUACAAACAAAUGGUCUGUCGUUAAGCCGAUGCCAUUUGGUCUGUACCAUCACAGUGCCGCCAGGUGGCGAGAUUUUGCUUUCGUUCUUGGAGGACAGACAUACAUAGAUGAGGUUCAGAGCGUCAACUUCCAGUUCAAUUUCGAAACAAACACGUGGACGCUCUUAGAAAACAUGCUCAGACCUCGCACGGAAUUUGGAGUCGCAAUCUUUGGGGACCAGGUUGUCGUCGUCUGCGGAAGAUCGGAAGUAAAAACGGAUUUGUUUUCAGUAGAAUGUUAUAAUCCAGUCACAAAUAGGUGGCGUUUUCUGAGAGAGUUUCCCGAAGAUAGGAAAUCGCCAGUUGUCGUUACACUGGCGGGGAAAUUAUACGUCUGCGGAGGGCAACAGACGUACAUGUCACGCACUGCACAUGCGCCAAGGACAACCGAACGGACUGACGUUUGGUCAUAUGAUGUGGCGACAGAUGAUUGGACAAAGGUUGCCCGGGCUAUGAUGUAUCCGAGUUGCCAUGGGUAUGGCGUUGCUCGCGUUAACACAGGGCACGUUAGGGAAAUCGGUAUGCCCAUGUAA
Messenger RNA from Lineus longissimus, 1647 nucleotides. RefSeq names its product kelch-like protein 40. The record is from RefSeq and is a predicted model, not a curated record. The coding region runs from base 1 to 1647 and encodes 548 amino acids. Gene Ontology annotation, molecular function: protein binding. The transcript has a single exon. NCBI's taxonomy places the organism in Eukaryota, Metazoa, Nemertea, Pilidiophora, Heteronemertea, Lineidae.